GGACGCACGAUGCCACCAGGAUGCACUGCAGCCGCAAGGCCCGGCGCAGCGCAAGUCGCGUCUCGUUUCGGUUAGCGCAAAACGGGAGGCCUGCUGUCGCUGCCCCUUCCUCUCGCGCCGUCACGAUCCCUCCCCCCAGGAAAACUCCACCACACGAUCGCCAAUUCCUCCGCAUUCUCCUCAUCGAGCGCGAAUGGCUGGCAUGGCACAGCGAGGCAAGAAGGCUCUCAACCCGGGCCCGCACAGGGCCUAGAAGACUGCUAUCCAAAACCAUCUCCCCGGCUGUCCAUUGUGAGACAGCCGGGCAGCCCGGCCUCAUACGAGGCCACAGAGCCCUUGGGCCCACAGAGGCCCUUCGGGGCCUCCACGGUGGACGACUCCACCGGCAAGAUCAAAUUCAGCCAGUAAAAAGACUCUUUGUGCUGGCAGAACCAUGCCAGCGGGGCUGUAAGAGAACCCCAGUCACGUACGGGCUGCCGCCCACGGGCGUCAACAACAACCAGCUCGAUGAGUACAUCAAGAGGAUGGACUAUUAUCGCACGAAGCAAUUCACAAACUUCAUCAGCGACCAAUCUGGUUUGACUUUCUUUGAUGCCUACGAGGCUACGAGGCGACGAGACCGAGGUAGCUCGCCAAACCUAGUAUUUUGGUUGAGCAAUUGCCUCCGCCUGCCUUGCGCUUUCAACUCCGAUACCAUCACCGUGGUCGCGGCUAUCCAGAGACCCGCAACAACCCAGAUGGCCGCGGCCAGCGGCCACAUCUACCUGGAAAGAAUGCCCCGGGACAGUUUAAAGAUCACGAUGGCAGGGCUACUUAUCGAGUCUUCCAUGGCGCCCUCGACCACCGUAUGCCGCACUGGCAUCGGCAGCAGCCUAAUCGUCAAGACAUCCACAUCGGAUUAUCCCGAUUCAGAGCGUGGCCCAGUUCCGGGCAGCACGCCCGAGGUCCACAAUGGGCCGUCGGUCUUUUUUUCUGUCUCAAUAUUCAUUACCAUCACCACCACCAACACCACCACCAACCGCUAUCCAUCACCACCUCUCGCUCCCUAUUACCACCACCACUGACACCGCUUCUUCCACCAUCUCUACUCCACCGCCACAACCAACCAACACAAUCUUUACAACAACACCACCACUAACCACCGCCGGCGCCGCCUCGCCAUCCCCACCGUCCCUCUACCAACGCCAACGCCAACGACAACAACCACGGCCUUCCCCAUCCAUCAUCUACGGCUUCUACCACGGCCAACACCACCACAGUUGUUUC
This is a messenger RNA of Aplosporella prunicola CBS 121167, 1266 nucleotides long. RefSeq lists its product as uncharacterized. The coding region runs from base 21 to 1064 and encodes 347 amino acids. The record is from RefSeq and is a predicted model, not a curated record. Lineage: Eukaryota; Fungi; Ascomycota; Dothideomycetes; Botryosphaeriales; Aplosporellaceae. The transcript has 6 exons.